Molecule: messenger RNA, 1876 nt
Organism: Rhopalosiphum padi (bird cherry-oat aphid)
Lineage: Eukaryota; Metazoa; Arthropoda; Insecta; Hemiptera; Aphididae
Product: small integral membrane protein 29-like
Exons: 5
Coding region: 524-913 (129 amino acids)
Source: RefSeq, a predicted model, not a curated record
AUAUUAUUAUUUAUAAUACUGUGUUAUUGGUAUUUUAAAUAAUAUUAUCAAUUAUCAUAACCCGUGGCCACGGGGCGCAGACACGCAGUCGACUCGCUCGACUCACAGUCGCUCGGAUUUUGGACUGAAUUUUAUCUCCGCGUUAGAAUAAUACAUAUUUUAUAAGCGCAAUAACUAUUUGAUUUUGAUUUAUUUCUUAUUUAUUACGACUUAGUUGCUUAUGCGCGUGCGUGUGGGUGUGUUUUUAUUUGCAUAGUUUAAGAUUUUGUACUGUCAUUUAGUUACUCGUUUGUUGUCCUUAACAAACACGAUUCACUGUUCAAUGCAAUCACGAUGGUGUUGACGUUACGGGGUUAACGUCUGGUUUUGUUUGGUUCAAUUGAUUUACAAACCAAACUGAGAAGAUUAAAUUCAUUGUCUCCGUCCACUCAUCUUGCUGUGUCUGUGGUGAGAUGCCAACGCAUGAAGUCCUUCCCCACAGAUUAUCUGUGUAAAAGGCCACUGUCAUCAUCAAGAGUUUACGAUGGUGAUAAACGUUUCCGUCACUAAUCUCACAACCAAUGCAGCUUCCACUGCACUAGCGCCAGUCAAGUCUGUGGCAGCUCCACAUCCACCUGUCCAGUUAAAUCCAUUCACUAUUGUGAUCAUUGUUAUUGUUGCUUGUUUAAUGCUCAUUGGUAUAAUAAUUGUAAUUAGAAGAAAGAGAAGACUCGACAGGCUGCGGCAUUCAUUAAUACCUUUCUAUUCGUUUGAUGCUAACGAAGAAGAAGACUGGGAUUCAGAUCUGUUACAAAAUGAAGGUGGAACUCAAACCAUUCGUCAGCAUGGUCAAACAUUUAGACACGAGGGCAGUUUCCACAGCUGGCAUGAGAGAUUUAGUCCAAUUCAAAGAGCUAUGGAUCGGUCGAACUGAACAUCAUGGCUACAGAAAUGAGAAGUAAAAAAGGAUCAUUCUUGUGAUGAAAACGUAUCUAUUGCUUCUACCAUCUGCGUUGUACAAUUUAAAUAUUAGUUAUUUGUAAAUUGUUUAUUAUCUGGUCAUGAUACAAGUAUAAUUUUGCACGUUUCCAUUCAUCACGGUCCUAUUUUCCAAUCUAAUGACAAUCACCAUGUCACUCUAAAAAUACAACCUUAUGCCAUUAAAAUUGGGACAAUCUGUUCAAACUAUAAUCAGACAAUGUGUGAGAUUAUUUGUGUCUAUAGAAAUUGUAAAUUUUAAUGUGGUAUUAUUGUUGAUGUUGUUAGUUAUUUUUAAAAUCUACUUAACUGUAUAUAAUUAUAUAAGUAUUAAGUAUACACAUAUAUACUCACCAACCACAAGCUUGAUGCUCAAUAUAUUUACAUAUUUAAGAAUAUUUAUUAUUUUAUAGCUUUUGAUAGCACCUGCUCAUUGUGCUCUCACUAUUUUUAUUUUCCAUUAGCAUAUUAUGUUUUAUAAUAUUAUAGUUUUGAUAAUAUUUAAGUGUUAAGCCUACUAAAUAUGUACUUGUAUUGUUGAUUCAAAUCUGUAGUCAGUCUCCUGAUAGUAAUAAUCUGACUUUAACAUUUUAUUGCAGAAAAAUACAUGUUUUUUACCAAUUAUUUUUUAUCAUGUCCUCAAUGUUGUCAACAGAGUGUUUGUUAACAAGUCAAUUGCUAUAAUAUUGUUUUUUAUUUUUAUUAUUAUUAUAUGAAAAUGUAUACUCUUAACAUUAUAAGUCAAAAGUAUAAUAAUUCCAAAACGAACAAUUCAUGUCUGAUUAAAAAUUGUUGUUAGUUAAAUAAAUAUAAAACAGACUGAAUUAGUUUUUAGUCACUUAUCGUAGGGAGUGGAAUCUGCUAAAUGUUUAUAUAAAAAUAUGUAUUGUGUUGAUUAAAAUUCACCGUUAUUUGCUUA